Molecule: messenger RNA, 777 nt
Organism: Ostreococcus lucimarinus CCE9901
Lineage: Eukaryota; Viridiplantae; Chlorophyta; Mamiellophyceae; Mamiellales; Bathycoccaceae
Exons: 2
Coding region: 1-777 (258 amino acids)
Biological process (GO): ubiquitin-dependent protein catabolic process
Cellular component (GO): proteasome core complex; nucleus; proteasome core complex, alpha-subunit complex
Source: RefSeq, a predicted model, not a curated record
AUGCCGUACGACAGCGCCAUCACGGUCUUCUCCCCCGACGGGCACUUGUUCCAGGUUGAAUACGCCAUGGAAGCCGUGCGAAAGGGCACGCUGACCGUCGGCGUGCGCGGGAGCGAUAUCGUCGUCCUUGGCGUCGAACGCAAGGCGGUGCCGAAACUGCAAGACGCGCGAACGAUUCGAAAGAUUCAAUUGCUGGACGAUCACAUCGCGGUGGCGUUCGCGGGGCUCACGGCGGACGCGCGGAUAUUGAUCAAUCGGGCGCGGACGGAGUGCCAGAGUCACCGUUUAACGCUAGAAGAUGAAGCGUCGGUGGAAUACAUCACGCGAUACAUAGGCGGGGUGCAGCAGAAGUACACGCAGAGCGGAGGGGUGCGCCCGUUUGGGCUGAGCACGCUCAUCGCCGGGUUCUCGCCCGAGGGGAAGCCGCAGUUGUUUCACACCGAUCCAAGCGGCACGUACAGUCAGUGGAAGGCAAACGCGACUGGACGUAACUCAAAGUCGGUUCGAGAGUGGUUAGAGAAACAUUAUGAAGAUUUUAGUGGGGAAGAAGCGAUCAAGUUUACGCUCAAGGCGCUCCUGGAAGUCGUCGAGCCCGGGUCGAAGAACAUAGAAAUCGGCGUGAUUCGCUCGCCGACCAGUGGGUUAGAGAUGCUCUCCGCGGAGACAAUCGAUGCGCUCGUGAAGAACAUCGAAGACGAAAAAGCAGAGCUCGACAAGGCGAAGAAGGAGAAGGCCAGGGCUGCUGCGGAAGCCGCCGCCGCCGCCGCGACUCUAUAA